Messenger RNA from Fopius arisanus, 531 nucleotides. It is a transcript of the gene Srp9, whose product is annotated as signal recognition particle 9. NCBI's taxonomy places the organism in Eukaryota, Metazoa, Arthropoda, Insecta, Hymenoptera, Braconidae. Gene Ontology annotation, cellular component: signal recognition particle, endoplasmic reticulum targeting. The record is from RefSeq and is a predicted model, not a curated record. The transcript is spliced from 3 exons. Gene Ontology annotation, biological process: SRP-dependent cotranslational protein targeting to membrane; negative regulation of translational elongation. The coding region runs from base 212 to 478 and encodes 88 amino acids. Gene Ontology annotation, molecular function: 7S RNA binding.
AUUUUUUCUUUGCUGUAAGCGCCGCUGAUCUCUCUUCCAAUCUCUGUAAAAACUCUCCACGUGAGCACAAAUGGCGAGACUCACCAACAAUAAUCUGUCAGUUGUAGUUGCAUGGAAUAAACAUUAUUGAAAGUACAAUCUAAGUGCUUUCGGACGUUUUCGAGGGGAGAAAUUGGAUUUUAUUUCAACGAGAAGAUCGAAUUUUCCAAGGAUGACGUACAUGAGCUCCUGGGAGGAGUUCGAGAAAGGAGCAGAGCGGUUAUAUCUCCAGGAUCCAGCAAAGGCUCGUUAUUCUAUGAAGUACUGUCACAACAAGGGAGUGUUGUGCCUCAAAUUGACUGACAAUCGAACAGCCUGUUGUUUUUUCGUUGUUUGGAUGCAGUGUUUGCAGUACAAAACAGAAAUAGCCCAAGACCUUAAGAAAAUGGAAAAAUUCAUCGGGAACCUGAUGAGGCACAUGGCGUCCAAGGAUAAUUAAAUAUCCAAUGAGACUUAGGUAUAAUAUAUUUUUAAUAAAAAACAUUCAAACAA